Cylicocyclus nassatus is the source of this 835-nucleotide messenger RNA. NCBI's taxonomy places the organism in Eukaryota, Metazoa, Nematoda, Chromadorea, Rhabditida, Strongylidae. The record is from the annotation of a GenBank genome assembly.
AGUGCCAUACGUGAAAAUCCCGUAGAUGGAAAAGUCAUUGAGCAGAGUAAAAUAUGUACUGAAUCCACCCAUCGAACAUUGGGCUAUCAUGGCAGAGUUGAUUGCAAAAACUGUUGAUUGGUCACUAACUAUUAUCUCUGAUUUGUCUUUAAACACCAAUGAGAUUAUUGGUUCUAUUUCAACGGCUUAUGAUCGUUCGACUUCCGGGCAAGAUGAAGACGAUUGUUGUUGCAUAAGGACUUAUUAUGUACGUGAAGAUUGGCGACAUAUCGGAUUAGGAACGGCUUUGUUCAAGAAAGUUCUAGAGAUUGGAAAAAAUUCCAAUAAGGCUUUGCAUGGAGUCAUGAAAAUGACUAAAAUCUACGCUGAGUACUAUAUCCUAAAGGAUUUGAAAGAUGUCGAUAUGGAGAAACUAACAAGCUACGAUGCUUCGAUUAGUCAUCGUAAGCGAGAAAAAUAUGUCAAGAAUUUUAUAAGCACGGAUAACUGCUACGUUAAGGUAGCCUUCGACAGAUCGAAUAAUAUCGUUGGAUAUUGUAGCGUUCGCACUUCGCUUGCAAAUACACUCUGUACCGCACCCCUUUACGCAGAUAAUGAGGUUGUAGCAAGAAGUUUGCUUUCUGGUGUAUUGUCCAUGAUCAAAGACACUAGCUACAAGUACUUCUCAUCAGAAUUCCCCGAUAUCAACGAGGAUGCACACAGACUGUUCGAGUCACUUGGUAAUGGUCACACGACUUUCGAACCAUACACUCAGUGUGCAUUUACGAAGAAAAUCUUACCGUUUGAAGAGGCAAAAGUAUUUGGAAUACUCGAAUGUGGAAACAGUUUUGUCUAA